AAGAAAUGCAGUGUGGAAACAGAUGGUGCCACGUGUACCCUGCGUAUUCAUAAUGUCGACUUCAGUGAUGCUGGUGACAUUGAGUGUCAGGCCAAGAAUCGCUAUGGUGCUGUGUCCAUUAGAGCCAAGUUGACUGUGUUGGCCCCAGCUCACAUUGAUCUUCCACCCCGAUACGGUGAUGGCCUGCAUUUCUGCCGUGGUGACACCAUCAAGGUCCGAGUGCCAAUCACUGGCACACCCACCCCUGAAGUUGCCUGGCUGAAGGAUGGCAAGAAACUGGGGCCCAAAAGCCUUGGGUGGACGUGUGGACAUAUCAGGCACUCACCUACACUCAACUAUCAUUGUGGAUGAUGCUAUUAAGUCAGAUGAAGGCAUUUACACUUUAGAGGUGCAGAAUGAACUUGGCUCAGCAUCUGUGGACAUUCCCAUAUAUGUGAUUGAGCCACCGAAUCCACCAACUGAUUUGAUCAUCACAGACAUUGACAAACAUGCUGUCACUCUCACCUGGGAGCCACCAGAAUAUGAUGGUGGGUCACCAGUCACAGGCUAUGUGGUAGAGCGCCUUGAUCCAUCAACUGGUAUCUGGCGUUAUGCUCUGAACUGCCCUCGCCCAGCCUGCACUGUGAAUUGCCUGGAUGAGCAUCAGGAGCACCGUUUCCGUGUGAUGGCUGAGAACAUGUUUGCUGUGAGCGAACCUAGCAAAGCUUCCAUGGCUGCAACAACAAAGGAACCUAUUCCUACAAUUAACUAUGAGGAUUUCUAUGACAGCGGGUUUCUUGGCACACCAGUAGAUGUUACCAGGAUCCAGGGUGAUGUUCUUGGAAAAUACAUCAUCUGUGAAGAACUUGGCAGGGGAGCAUUUGGUGUGGUCCACCGUGCCAUUGAACGAGCUACAACUAAGAAUUGGGCUGCCAAGUUUGUGAGAUGUCGCCCAGGAGACAAAGACCUGGUUCGUCGUGAGAUUGACUUGAUGAACAGCCUUCACCAUCCCAAGCUGCUACAGCUGCAUGAAGCCUUUGACCAACCUGGAGAAAUGGUCAUGAUCUUAGAGCUGUUAAGUGGUGGAGAGCUGUUUGACAGACUGGUUGCUGAGGACUAUGACCUAAAAGAAGCUGACUGUAUUGAGUAUAUGCGACAGGUGUGCCAAGGUGUUCAGCAUAUGCAUCGCAAUAACAUAAUCCAUCUUGACCUAAAGCCAGAGAAUGUGAUGUGCGUGACAAAGGACAGCAAUGAUGUGAAGAUUAUUGACUUUGGCUUGGCCCAGCGCCUGGAAGAAGGAAAGCAAAUCAAAGUGCUGUUUGGCACUGCAGAGUUUUGUGCCCCUGAAAUUAUCAACUUUGAGCCCGUGUCCUUCUGCACAGACAUGUGGUCCUUGGGAGUUGUUUCUUAUGUCUUGCUGAGUGGAUACUCUCCUUUUGCUGGAGAAGAGCAGCAUGAGACCUUCUCUUUAGUCAACAAUGCUGACUAUGACUUUGAUGAUGAUGUCUGGGACAAUGUAUCAGAUGAAGCCAAGGACUUCAUCAAGAGACUGCUUAUCAAAGACAAGAAACAGAGGAUGACAAUUGAUGAAGCUCUGGCUCACCCUUGGCUUAAUCCUGUUCCUGCUGCGCCAGUGCACGAUGUUGUGGAUGGAUGGACCGAGAAGAAGCUGACAGGCCAGACCCUUUCCAAUGCCCACCACAAAGAUUACAGGCUUCGCACAAAGCACAAGGAAGAUGCUAAGGAUGCAUUGCCAAUUGGUCGUCUGUCCCGAGACAGUGCUGUCUUCAGAAAGGAGGGAGAUGCCGGAGUGCUUGUCAGAAAGCUUGUCAUGGAACUGCCAGAACAUGCACCUGUGGUGUAUGAGGAGCUGACAGAUGUGUCUGGCUUUGAGGGCUCACGUGUCCAGCUGUCAUGCAAGAUUAUUGGCAAGCCAACACCCCAGAUCAAAUGGCUGAAGGAGGGUCAGGAGAUCACACAAGAUGCUCGUCACCACUUGGCCUACAAGGAGGGUGUGGCCACGUUGCAGGUUCUAGAUUUGGAGCCAGAAGAUGCUGGACAGUACACAUGCCAGGCAAUCAACAGCCUGGGUGACACAGAGACCACAGCAGAGCUUAUGGUGGAAGAAGUACGACACAGGCGGAAGAGAAAGGAGGAGAUAGACACUGUGGCUGCUGUCAAAGUACCCAAACAGGAGGCUGCUGUCAUCGAAGGUGGCAUACAGCCAGAGUUCACCUUACCGCUGGUUGACCAAGUCAGACAAGUUGGUGAGGAUGUGGAGCUCAGUGUCACAGUUACUGGUUAUCCUGAGCCAGAGAUCAGGUGGUACAAGGGAGAUCGUCAGAUCUCUCCUUCUUCACACUAUGUCAUUGAACAAGACAAGAAUGUUUGUCACCUGACAAUUCAUAAAGGAACCCCUGAAGAUGCUGGUGAAUGGAGAUGCCUGGCAGUUAAUCCUUUUGGACAGGCCUGGAGUUCUUGUGAUCUGAAGAUCCUUGAAGCAAUUCCUGAAGGCCAUCGUGCACCACGUUUCCCACAUGAGCUGGAGGAUAUGACAGUGACUCGGGGCAGUAUGGUACAACUGGAGUGUGAAGUCAUUGGCUUCCCACAGCCUGCCAUAGAGUGGUACAAGGAUCGAAAACGUAUCCAAUCAGACAAGCAUUAUGACAUAAGGACGGAAAACAAUUUGUGCACACUCCAGAUCAACAAUGUUGACUAUGAUGAUUCGGGUUCAUAUAUGUGCCGUGCUGUCAAUGAUGCUGGAUCAUCUUCCACUGAGGCCAGAAUCAGAGUGCAAAGUGUUCAUGACACAGUGAAACGACCAGAACGUGCACCUGAGUUGGCACAGUUAGAAGCAGCACCAACCAGCCGCUACAAAUACCAAGUGGCACCAGACUUCACUGCCAAGCUGAAAAACAAGAAAGUACCAGAGGGCUUGAGUGUACACCUCAACUGUUCUGUCACAGGAAUACCUGAGCCACGCAUUCGAUGGCUGAAGGACGGAGAGGAGAUUUUUGAAGGAACUGAAUACAGCAUGAGAAACAACUAUGGACUUUUGUCUCUGGAAGUGCUGACUGCUCGAGCAAAACAUGCAGGCACCUACACCUGUGAAGCUUCCAAUGAAGAAGGCACUGUCAGCUGUUCUGCUAAGCUUGAGAUAGAAGCUGAAGAAGAACUAGAAGAACUGGAGCUGGAGCACUUGCGUCCUCGCUUCCUGACACAUAUCCAAGAUGUCACAGUAGAUGAAGGAGAUGAUGUCACUUUUGAGUGCAAAGCAGUUGGCAAACCAAUGCCCAAGUUCAAAUGGCAUAAAGACAUGCUUGAGCUGUACAGCUCAUCCCGCAUUCUUAUCACAAGUGACUCCAGUGGUAAUGCGACCAUGACCAUCCGAAAGGUUAAGGCCUCUGAUGCUGGCCUCUAUUUUGUUCAGGCUCAGUCUCGUUCUGGGCGCAACAAGUCCUCAGCUACACUUCAUGUCAGAGAGAAAGUAAGACCACCAUCUCCAGAAGCUGUGACAUAUAGACAACCAAGCUUUGAACCAGGCUACAGUUCUGUGCAGAAAAUGGCUGUUCCUGGCAGACCACCAAGCUUUUCCAUCAUGCUGCCAGCACAGAUCAGUGUGCAUGAGGGAGAGAAAUUGCGUCUUGACUGCUCAGUUCAGGGAAUCCCACAGCCAGUUGUGACAUGGAAUAAAGGACACAGAGGCUUGAUGUAUGGACAGCGCCACCGUAUUAUGUUUGUGGGAAGUCUGCAUACCCUUGAAAUUCCUUCCACUAUGGCUCUUGACAAGGGUGAAUACAUAGUUCGUGCUGCCAAUGCCUUUGGCUGUGUAGAAACAUCAUGCAUGGUGACUAUCCUGCCCCCAAGAAAGAAAGGGGAUGUUGAACUGCCAGAAAUGAUGUACUUGGAACCUGUUUCUAGAGCUAAGACAGGCGAAGAAAUUCCACGAAGAGGAAGAGCACCAUUCUUCAUCAAGCAUCUGCCGCAUACUAUUGAGGUCCAGGAAGGCACCAGCGUCAGGCUGGACUGCAUUUUACGUGGUGGAGUGGAGCUGGUUCAGUGGUCAGACGAGGAUACAGAGCGAAGCAAAAAGCUCUAGAAGAUGAAGGAUUUGAGGGAGAUUUUGUUCCCCUCAGAGAAGCUUCUGACACAGCUCUUUCUUCAAAAGAUGAUGCUAAAGCCCCACCAUCCUU
Messenger RNA from Pomacea canaliculata, 4172 nucleotides. Its product is annotated as titin homolog. Gene Ontology annotation, molecular function: protein binding; protein kinase activity; ATP binding. Bases 266 to 4078 code for a protein of 1270 amino acids. The transcript is spliced from 29 exons. Gene Ontology annotation, biological process: protein phosphorylation. Lineage: Eukaryota; Metazoa; Mollusca; Gastropoda; Architaenioglossa; Ampullariidae. The record is from RefSeq and is a predicted model, not a curated record.